Temnothorax curvispinosus is the source of this 5061-nucleotide messenger RNA. RefSeq names its product protein sickie-like. The transcript is spliced from 16 exons. Gene Ontology annotation, molecular function: protein binding. NCBI's taxonomy places the organism in Eukaryota, Metazoa, Arthropoda, Insecta, Hymenoptera, Formicidae. Gene Ontology annotation, biological process: nervous system development; neurogenesis. The coding region runs from base 112 to 5061 and encodes 1649 amino acids. The record is from RefSeq and is a predicted model, not a curated record.
GCUUCAGGAUUAAUUAAUGGAUGUCGAUGAUUGCUAGCAAGUGAAAAUUUUUGUGAAAAGUUUUGACAAAGGCAAGAAUGUGGGAGCGUCUCGAAAGAUGAAAGAGGAACAAUGUCGGGUCUCAAAACGCCUGCGGGCUACUCUCGUACUGGCAACGGAGCCAAACCAAAGAGUAGGAUUUGCCGAUUGACAUCUUCGCGAUCGUUGAUACCAUCCCUGGCUGGAAACAUCUCGGAAAGAUCUCUGGAAGUGAUCGAUUCCUCGUCAUCAAGUCCCAGCAAAUCAUCCACAUCUCCGCGAAGAGUUUCCAACGAUCGCAAGUCGCCUAGGAGACAUUCUGAAGAACGUCAACAGACAUAUCACAGUCCGAAGCGUUCACCGAGGAGGUUCUUGCCAUCUUUUGAUGACGAUUCGUAUCAAGACCAGAUGGGGCUGGGACUCAGGGUGUCGUCGACUACGUCGACUUGCGUCGACGAAGGACCUGGUAUGUCUUUCCUGGAGUUCGAGACUUUGUACACCCUGGAAAAAGAGAUGCUGAUGCAAUCGCGAUGUGGUCAAGAUACGUCGCUUCAGCUGGGCGACAAGUGCACUACGGCAGGGUGGUUUGGGGACAAAAGGGGUGUCUAUACAGAGUUACCAGAUCCUUUACUAUGUCAUCGUAUGUGUAUGUGUGGUGCAGUCCCACCUGUCUCGCAGGCGCCAUCGGAGGGAUUCAGCUUCGCACCCGGAUGGUCCUUAAAUACGGAUCAUUUCUAUCAGUGGCAACAUCGUGGAAAAACCACGCAGCAGAUCUACACAGAUUGGGCAAAUUAUUAUCUGGAACGAGGGGGUUGCAAGAAACGGGUGACCGAUCUCCAAGCUGAUUUCUGCGACGGUGUCCUUUUAGCCGAUCUGGUAGAGGCUGUCACUAAUCAGAAGGUGAUCGACGUAAAUCGAAAACCGAAAAGCGCUCAACAAAUGGUCGAAAACGUAAGUUUGUGCGUAGGAGCAUUGCGGGCUCUGGGAGCGGAUGUAGGUGCUGUGAACCCGGGUGAAUUGGCGGCAGGAUCAACCCUGUGGCCAGUACUGGCUUUGCUCUUCGCCCUGUCACGUUACAAGCAGCGAGCCAAGCAACUACAGGAUAUGCCCAGGCUGCCGUCGCCCUAUAACAAGCAGUCGUCAGGAGUUGGCGUCGCAGGGGGUGGCCCUGGGGGUGGUACAAGUAUACCCCUGCCCGCGACCGUCGCCGCCACCAGGAGAUGCCCUCCGGACAAAGUCAGACCGGCUCCGGCACCGACGCAUCAAUCACAACUCGGAGGUUUAAAACACGGGAACGGCGGUGUGGGUAGCGCGAGCAGUUCUAGAAGCACCAGUCCGAGUCAACAACAACCGUCUCAGGGCGGUCUUUCGUUCAUUCCGCAACCUAGGAGUCAGAAUACAAAUCGACAACCCACAGCUACUACGCCAAGCCCUCGAGCAUCCACAGUAGGCCGACCCAACGGAGGUCUGAGGCCUCAGCAACAGGCCUUACCGUAUUCUGGAAAUACUGUCCCGGCACCUCAGCCAAACAAGAAUUCUGUAUUGGACAAAUUUAAACUUUUCAAUAAUAAAGAUAAAAAUCAAGAGCGAGGAAAGACUUCGUCGGGAGUCUCAAAACGCACUUCCAGUUCUUCCGGAUUUUCUUCAGCUCGAUCUGAACACUCAGACAGUUCAACUUCCUUGUGCGAUCAGAGCAAAGUCCAAGCUCAGGAAUCGCCAAAGAGUCGCGCGUUGAAAUCAAAACUGCAAUCGACCAAACCGGCGAAGCAGGCCAGUCCGAAAACAAGCAGGAAAGAGCAGAGCAAGGCCCAGAGUAAGAUUGCACGUACAAGCAAGGCCCCGCCGAGCUCUUUGGAGAAGUUGACGGCGUCUUAUAAUAAUCCAAUCGUGGAUCAAGAUGUUAAAAUUGUUGGUAAAACUAUCGGCACCAAAUUACCCAGUGACAAAAAAACGCCGACUCUUCAGGAACUUCAGAUGAAGCAACCGGUAGUACAGCCUCCGAAACCGAAUCCUUCCGCCCUAACGUCGUCUAAACAAAUCAAUCUUCUAGAUACUAAAAACGUGAACUUGAGGAACGAGCUCCCGACGACGAAACUUUCGCCCAGGCCCAAGAUGGAGCUUCCGGCCAAGAUACCGGAUCCAAGAAUUUAUUUGCAAAGUAUGAAGCCACCGCCAAAUGGUCUGAACAAGGACUUUAUGAUGCAGAAAGCUAUUCUCGCAAAUACCAAUGGUAUUAUCAAAAUGUCCGAACCGGGAGAGACGCUUGUCCACGAGAACGAUACUUUUAAUCGCACUCUAAGCAUGAACCAAGCGAAUCUAUCAGACGGCAAGGAUCUUGUGACAAAGCAGAAAGAGCCAGAAGUUUUAGAAGCUAAUCACGAACAGCAAUCAGGGAUGGAAAGCUUUGAUUCACCAUCGAAAACUCGAGUGUCAAACCAGGAGAAGGUUAUUUUUGAGCAAGAAGAAUCUAUCGAUGUUUCCAACGAUAAACAAGAUUCUGUAACGACUAAUCGCGUGGACUCAGUAGCUGCCGAAAAGCUAACUAAUAACGAAGACGAAUUGACGAGCAUACCCAUGCAAAGCAAUUUGAACUUUGGGCCCAGUAAACCGUUAGCAGGUUCGAACAGUCCUCUUCACGGUCCGAACCCGGCCGGGCUCAGUCCGGGUUCCAGUAUCCCGAAACCUACUGCUCUUGUAAAAGGUACAUCGAAACCAUCGAAAGAGAACAGCACAAUCAGCGGAGUGCCGACGCCAACCAAACCAAAGAGCGGCGAUACUCUUCAUCGCAAACUCGAUCCCAACACAGUAGCAAUGGUGUCGCCAAUGCCGAGUAUUUCGGACCUUAUGUCCGAAAGCUCGCACAGCAAUUCUAACAGCACCGGGCAGAGCAACUCGAGCGACAGUAGUGUGAUUUAUAGGCCAAGUAGCGAGAGCGGCAGCGAGAUUAAGACGAUCCCUAACCGGAAGAUCGACACCACGUUUGAACAGUUGGAAAAGGUACUGUCGGAAAGUUCAACGUGCGGUGGUGCUCUGGCAGACGAUGAGGCCGAGAUGACUGUGAAGCCCAUGCAACCUCUUCUCCGUGGAUACACGCCCGGGGCCCGGGGUUUACAGACCCUACCGAGCCGCACCACGACCCGACAAUAUACCGUCCUGCAUUCAUCAUCGCAUCAUCAUGUUGGUCAUCACGAUUACGCCGAUGUAGACGUCGCUUCCGGUUACCUGAGCGACGGCGAGGUGCUGCGCGGAGGCGGCAUGAGCGUUGGCAGCAGAACCCUUUCGGAUCUAUGCGACGGAUACAUGUCUGAAGGCGGCGCGUCCCUAUACGCCCGAAGGAUCAAUCCUUCCUAUGGUCACGAGCACGACAGGUACGUGGGUGGUUCGCGGCGAGAGCUGUCGGGGGUGAAGGAACUGGUGACCUCGAGGCGGGUGCAGAAGAAUCGGCCGUCGGGGAUCGCGAGGUCGGAUGGCGGCUGCAUCGGGGGCAUCAGUCCGGGAAGCGGCGGUUGCAGCGGCGGGAACGACGCCUUGGCGGAGCUCACAAUCGAGGAGCUGGCUUCCAUUCCCGCCGGAAAUCACACCUCCGCCAAUCACACGGGACAUCCCUCUCAUCACAAGAGAGUGCCAGGCGGAGGGGGUGUGAUUGUGGGGGGUGGCGGAGGAUCGGCCACCCCCCAAGGGGCGCAGCAAGGUAACAGUCAUAAUCUGGUGUACCGCGUGGUCGGCUCGCGUGGGCAUCCCGCUGGUCACCAUCCGCACGUGAAGAAGUCCGACAGCUCUCAGCAGACCGAGAGCUCGGCCUUCAAACAUCAGCAACAACAGCAACAACAACAGCAGCAGCAACAGCAGCAGCAGCAGCAGCAGCAGCAGCAGAGCUCAAACGGCUCUGGCAGCAGUAUCAGUUCCAACAGCCAGCAAUGGAAGAAGUAUAUCGAAGCGGGCGCCGCAAGAGAGAGAGACAAGGAGGGCGCGCCACCCAGCCCUAGUCCCUCCAGAAGAUCGCAGGAUAAACAUCGGAAACAGACCAUGGCCGAAUAUGCGAAUGGCGAGAAACCACAAAAAGUUUCGUCAGGCACGUCAACUAGCAACAGUAGCAAAGUUCGCGGGGUACCGCAAAGCUUUGGCUAUGUUAAGAGGCACAGUGCAGGCACCAGUUCGAGUCCCAAUGGUGUCCAAAAUGGCAGCAAGGACGCCACUAGAACGGCCCAAGUUAGUGCUGUGCCGAGGACCAAGGUCAAGGUAUCCGGUGGUACACAAACGUGCACUACGGAAUUGCAAGCGAAUUCCUCGGGAUCAAAUCAGGGUCAUCACUAUAAGAGUUACAGUCUCACCGGUCCCAGUGCUAGUCAACUCUCGCAGUCAGUCCGAGAUCGUCUUAUGCUGGGCUCACAAAGCCUGCCGAAACCCGGUAGUCCAGAAUUCACCGCUCUUUUUGCGUCGGCCCAUCAUCGCGAAAGAGGAGCUGGCGUUGGACCAGCAAACACGUCAUUUUCGCCCCGGGUAUUGAAACCAUCUGACGGCAGUCUCAGCGACACAUGUAGUAAUUACGCAGCACCUGAUCUUCAGGGCUACUAUGGCACACCCAACAGCCCCUAUACCACUUCAUGGAUGAGACACAGCAACACCUAUACGCCCAGUGGACGGUCUCAAGGAAUGGGUUUGUGCGAGGCGGAUAGCGUAGAAUCAUUAGGCUCGCAUCGCGCGAGCUUGACACAUGCCCGUCUCCUAAUGCACCAGAGGGAUUCUACGGGAUCUCCGGCGCCGCCCAGGCUAAACAGGAGCAACUCUAUCAGGUCCACUAAGAGCGAGAAAAUGUACCCGUCGAUGUUGGCACGUGGAAGCGGUGCUUCAUCGUCGGUGGGAGAGGAGGUUGGGAUGGGCAUGGGGGUCGGAGUCGAGCCGUAUUACAGCGUUCCCGUGGGAUCGGCGGGAUGCACCGGCCAGCAUUGGUCCCAGCCGACGUCGCCGACACCCACGCACACCUCACGGCAGCCGCCAAACUUGUACCAGCACGUACACAAGGACGACGACAGUGAGUGCUAA